UCGGCUCAGUGUCGCACAGAUCACUUUGCUGCUGACAACCGGACUUUGUCCUUCUCCCUGAUGAGGAAGUCGGUGGCUGAGUGCAGGAUUAAAAUAUCACUCGCAUUUGUACUAAAUAAUACGGAAGGAAGUGACAUUCGACGGCCAAACAUUGUAGGUGUGUCAGCUCCGCACUCAGGAUGUUCAGGAGCAACAGUCCCUUUGGCAAUGACACCAGCAGCUACACGGGAUCCAUUCAGUCGAAUGGUUACUCCAGCAGUAUGGAUGAGGCGUCGUCACAGGCCUCAGGUCUGUCGAAGCCCAGUGCAAAGUCAAUUUACUUGCAAAGGAUGGAGUACGCAGCGUCCAUGAACAAGAUGAUGAACAGAUUUCAGUACAAAGUGGAGCAUUUGUUCACCUGCGACCUGGAUGGGAAGGAGCUGAGAAGCAUAGCUGACUGUGUGGAGCGUCUGAAGCUGCUGGACGGGAUGGGUCGAGUGUGGGGACAGAACAUGGUGCUGGAGGUGCACGGGCUCAACCUGAUGUUCAAGGACAUUGAAACCAAGGAGGAGCUUGAGUUGAUGGCCCUCAGUGACAUUGUGGAGCUGAAGGCCGUGCACAACACUGGCAUGUUUGACUCCCUGCUCACUAUGUCCGUCCAGCGUGUGAGAAAAAAGACCACCACGGUCUUCAUGUUCCUCUGUGAGGACGUCAGGGCUGACUAUAUUCAAAGGGAUCUCUCACAAGCACUGAUCCGCCGAAGAGCGUAUCCAAGCUUCUUCAGCAGUGCAGGAGUUAGAGCCAGAAACGACAGAGUGAAAAACCAUCACAAUGCAGCAAACACCUACGAACCCAGAGAGCCGAGGCCUGCAGCUCCUCCUGUGCCUCCGUACGAAGAGGAUGACAUGCGUGAGCCGGAGCUGGUUGUGCCUCAGGUGGAAGAGGAGGAGGAGGCGGCUUCACCUUCCAAAGAGGAAGCACCAUUACCAAAGCUCCCCAGUGCUGAAGAAGAACGACAGCCUCCUCCUCGCCAGUACACAGAGCUGGACAGGAGUGUGGAUAUCUUCAAUCAUGUUCUAAGUGACAUUGAGAUCUUCAUGGGGCAGGUCGCCGCCGUUGUGGCGAAGAAUGCAAAGAAAAAGAAGAAGAAGAAAAAAGGAAAAGUCAUGGACGGCAUGCCACCUAUGGAAGAGUUCGCAGAGUGUCUCCAUAAAAUCAAAUAUGGUUUCAACCUUCUGGGGGAGCUCAAUGGCAGGAUCAAUAACCCCAGCGCUCCUGAAUUUGUUCACGCCCUCUUCUCCUCAUUGGCAUUUGUGAUAGUUCACUGUCCCAAGGAUCUGCCACCGACCAUUGUGGCUCCGCUGCUGAUACCUCAGUGCAUCCGCCUCAUGAGUGAAGAGGCGUCUGCAGAGGAGGACCAGCUGUGGCAGUCUCUGGGAGACGCCUGGAACAUCCCCAGUACUAAAUGGCCUGAGGAUGAUGAGGACAUCCCCACAUACACUCCAAAGUUCUCUGAUGGCUGGCAGGCCCCUGAAGUAGCUGCAGCACCUGCACUCAGUGAAGCUGUGAGCAAACAGGACAUUCCACGACCUGCACCAGGCCAGACUUCAGCCAACUGGACGCCAGCACACCACCCACAAAAAGCACGCUCAGGUGAAUUCCAACCACGUCGCAUACGUGUUCUGUAUGACUUUGUUUCAAGAAACCCCAGAGAGAUCACCGUCAGAAAGGGGGAAAUGGUUGAGCUGCUGGACAUGUCAAAGCAGUGGUGGAAAGUGAGGAACAGCAAGGGGGAGGAAGGAUUUAUACCAAAUAAUGUCUUGGAGGCUCAAGACGAACAACAAAACAUGGAACCCAAAGCCAAUCCUGUCCUCACCAGGAAGUCCAACCCUGCAGAAGUGAAAGCCUGGCUGGAAGAAAAGGACUUUAGUAAAAUCACUGUGCGCUGCCUGGGCGUCCUGAGCGGCCCGACGCUCCUCGGGAUGACCAGAGAGGAGCUGAAGAUGGUGUGUCCAGAGGAAGGAGGACGAGUCUUCUUCCAGCUACAGGCAGUCAAGUCCACCAUCACUGCAAGUUACUGACCACAGCGCGUCAUCGUUCGUCUCUGCUGUCUGUCUGGACAGGUCAUUAUUAUUAUCAUCAUUAAUAUUACUGUCAUCAUCAUCCCAAUGAUGGGUACCAGUGGGAACACGGCACCUCUCGGUCAGUUUUGUGUUUCGACACUUUAGGCUGCCAGGUAAAGACCAACAAGAGGACAACUAGGAAGCAGGAGGAGGUUUUGUGUCCUCCUUUUGUCAACGUUUACAAAAAAAAGUGCCAUAUAUUCUAUCAAAUAACUUAACUGUCACUUUGAAAGUUUUAUCAGUGAAACUGUCUGGUGCCAAGAUUAAAUCUGUUAUCUGUGUAAAUAUAAUUAUAGUAGGCAACAAAUGCAGUGUAACAAUGUGAAUUAUGUAAAUAAGUUUCCCUCAGCACGAUGACUCGGUGAAUAAACAUGCUUUAUUUUAUUGUUCAGACAUUACACAUGAACCUUAUCACUAGCAUUUGAAUGUGUGAAACACAGAUCAUCCAUUUGGGACAAAAAACAAAGUGGCUGCAGAUCAAUGGAAACAAUAUUAGGCUAGAUCAGAAAAUAAAAACCUGUGUCAACAAGUAACAAGAAGUUGUAAGUGUAAAAACAAAUACAUUUCAUGAGAAUAUCAAAUGAACACAAGCAUAACUUGAGAGUGAACACUGUGAAGUAUGGUACACAGAAAUAAAACAAGCCGAACGUCUACACAGCAGAAAAUGUUCAUAUAAGAUUAUUAAAACUAUUAAUCUGUGAAUAAUA
This is a messenger RNA of Scophthalmus maximus (turbot), 2809 nucleotides long. RefSeq names its product EPS8-like 3a (gene eps8l3a). Gene Ontology annotation, biological process: positive regulation of ruffle assembly; regulation of Rho protein signal transduction; Rho protein signal transduction. The transcript has 19 exons. Bases 180 to 2060 code for a protein of 626 amino acids. Gene Ontology annotation, cellular component: vesicle; ruffle membrane; plasma membrane. Gene Ontology annotation, molecular function: actin binding. The record is from RefSeq and is a predicted model, not a curated record. NCBI's taxonomy places the organism in Eukaryota, Metazoa, Chordata, Actinopteri, Pleuronectiformes, Scophthalmidae.